UGACAAGACAACAUCUGGACCUCUGCAGCCUCUCCCGGGUUAUUCUGGCCUCUCGACAUUGUUUCUGUAGCUUUCCUGUCUAUGGAUGGCUAAUGAAGAGGGAUGUUCAGUCUAAUGGCCAAUUGCUGCAGCUGGUUAAAACGGUGGCAGGAACCUGUCAGGAAGGUGACACUAAUAAUGGUGGGUCUUGAUAAUGCUGGUAAAACUGCUACAGUCCGAGGAAUUCAAGGAGAGUCUCCUGAAGACGUGGCUCCAACAGUUGGAUUUUCCAAGAUUGACCUUAAACAGGGACGCUUUGAAGUCACCAUCUUUGAUUUAGGAGGUGGAAAACGAAUUCGAAAUAUCUGGAGAAAUUACUAUGCUGAGUCCUAUGGUGUAAUAUUUGUUGUGGAUUCCAGUGACAUUGCAAGAAUGGAAGAAACAAAGCAAGCCAUGAUAGAAGUUUUAAACAGCCCUAAGAUAUCAGGAAAACCUGUGUUAGUGCUGGCAAAUAAGCAGGACAGGGAAGGAGCUCUGUCAGAAGCAGAUGUAAUCGAAUCCUUAUCUCUAGAAAAGCUUGUCAAUGAACACAAGUGUCUAUGUCAAAUUGAACCUUGCUCAGCCAUCAUGGGCUGUGGGAAAAAAAUCGAUAAAUCAAUAAAAAAGGGUUUAUAUUGGCUUCUACAUAUCAUAGCAAAAGAUUUUGAUGCCUUAAAUGAGCGCAUCCAAAGAGACACUACAGAACAAAAAGCAUAUGAAGAACAAAAGAAACUGGAAAGAGCUGAGCGAGUGAGAAGGAUAAGAGAAGAAAGGUAUUCUUUCUGGGAAAGAGAAGAAGGAAGAUGCGUAGCUGAUGAGGAAGACCCUGAGCCUGGGAACUCUGAAAACCCCUUCCAGCCUAUAUCUGCUGUAAUCUCUGAGAAUGAAAAACAAAUCGAAAAGGAAAAAAAGCGGCAAAGGUUGGAGACCGAAAAGGCUACAACUGUCUUGAAAUCUCAAGCAGAACAAGAACAAAUGGAUGACCAUCACUUAUCAAGUAGCAGUAGCCAAAACACAAAUGAUAGUAGAUUAGAAACAUGCAAUUCUACAACUACACAGCUUUUACAUCAUGAAGAAGGGAAUGAGCAACAAGCCUCAGAAUGCCUUGACUCAGAUAACAGCAAGAAAAAAAGUAAAAAACCAAAAUUAAAAAGGGGCCACAGAGUAGAACCUGUUAAUACAGAGGACACUGUUCCCAAAAAUCCUACACCACCACCAACUCUUCCACCAGUUGGCUGGGGAACUCCCAAACUUAAUAGACUUCGAAAACUUGAGCCUCUUGGUGAAACACAUCAUGCUGAUUUCUAUGGAAAGCCUCUGCCUCCACUGACUAUACGCCAAAGACCCAACAGUGAUACCCAUGAUGUCAUUGCUUAA
Molecule: messenger RNA, 1395 nt
Organism: Nestor notabilis (Kea)
Lineage: Eukaryota; Metazoa; Chordata; Aves; Psittaciformes; Psittacidae
Gene: ARL13B
Product: ADP-ribosylation factor-like 13B
Exons: 10
Coding region: 103-1395 (430 amino acids)
Biological process (GO): non-motile cilium assembly; receptor localization to non-motile cilium
Cellular component (GO): motile cilium; non-motile cilium; ciliary membrane
Molecular function (GO): GTPase activity; GTP binding
Source: RefSeq, a predicted model, not a curated record